Messenger RNA from Dothidotthia symphoricarpi CBS 119687, 906 nucleotides. RefSeq lists its product as uncharacterized. Bases 193 to 906 code for a protein of 237 amino acids. The transcript is spliced from 2 exons. The record is from RefSeq and is a predicted model, not a curated record. NCBI's taxonomy places the organism in Eukaryota, Fungi, Ascomycota, Dothideomycetes, Pleosporales, Dothidotthiaceae.
ACGAGCGUGGGUUGCCAUCUUGAGCGAACUCGAUGCUGUGAGGUGAGUGAAUAAGAGGAGUUGAGUAAGUCAGAGUUUAUAUUCCUCGUCAAGCUUCUUUCACCUCGCCCCACAUAUCUUGGAAGAGUAUGAAGCGAAAGCCGGCCACAACUUUCGCAACCUGAGGCUCAAACUUGGACAACCUCGCCCUCCAUGACAAACGGCGACGCAAACGAAGCCAGCCUGGCGUUGCUUCCACAGCCAUUGCAAGGCGAAGCCGACGUUCACGACCUCUUCCACGACCUCCCACUCCCACGCCCUGAGCCUGGGUUCAAUGGUUACAAGACGUUAGCUGAAGUGCCUGUGGCAAGGUUCCGGUCCAAGUACCAGGCCAACGAGCUUCUAGCCGUUUAUCUGUACGACCGCGACACCUUCCGCAAGCUCUUUAUCACUGCCAACCGCGCGUGCGAUGAUGGCGAUAGACUCUGGAUCGACCUCUUGGAGCGCAUAUGGCCAUCAAGCUACAUGGAGGCCGAGAACCACGCACGCCCCGGCAAGGUCAGGCUUCUGGUCAACCAGGCAGACAAGGAGAUGCUCGAUGGGGUGAUGGAAGGCGAGCAGGAGCAGGCCUUCGCUGUGCUUGGCUCAACUGCACAGAGUCACCUGCUUGCGGCGCCGAUGACCACCCAGAAACUCGCCAUGAAGCCGUGUUUCCAACCCAAAUUCGACCUCGAGGCCGUGCAGGUGUUCCCUGAGGAGAAGUCUACGAAGCAGAAGAUUGUCGAAAGGGCCGUUCUUGAUAACCGGGAGUUGAAUGAGGCUAGAAGCUUGCUCUCCGACGAAGUCAUGGAGGAGCUGGCAUACGCCACGCUGCGACUGCUUUCCAAUAACUCCUCAUGGGAAGACUUCGCUACCGCUCACGAUUGA